Molecule: messenger RNA, 2049 nt
Organism: Symbiodinium necroappetens
Lineage: Eukaryota; Dinophyceae; Suessiales; Symbiodiniaceae
Source: the annotation of a GenBank genome assembly
AUGGCAAAGGACAGCUACAAACCCCUGGGCGGCCAGAAGGAUAUCGAGGACGGAGAAGAGUCCAGUGAGGCAUCCGGCUCCGAUGACGAUGGUGCGCUCACGAAGCUCCAAGGCCACCUGGCGGAUGCGAGGGAUGGGUUCGUCGUGUCGCACAAGACCGCGUUGCAGGUGGCAUGUUGGGUGACAAUCUGGGCUGCUGUCGCUGUGUAUUAUCGGCGUUCGACGCUCACCGAAAAGGGCUUCAGCGCCUCCUUGAUCCUGUGCAAUGUCCUUUUCCAAGUCGGCUCGGACAUGGGAUCCACCGUCAAGAACAUCUAUUAUGGUCUCAUCGGUCAGGUGAUUGCAUGGUUCGUCUACUGGGUGUUUAUGGGCUUCUUCCCCGAAGGAUAUGAUGGAGAGAACACCGGAGUGCUCUAUGCAGCUCUGGCUGUGAUCUCUCUCUUCACUUUUGGGUUGAUUUUUCUCAAGAUCGACGAGACAGUGCGCUUCUGGGCGCUCAUCUCCUUCACUGGUGGUUUUGCAAUGAAUAUGGUGAAGCCUGGUGUGGAAAAUGAACAUUCGACAGGUGGCUUCAAACUCGACUACCGUGGAACUGCAGAGAACGGAAUCAUUCUCUUCGUUGUUGCCGGCGUGCUCUCCACGUUGAUUUUUGCGAUCCCUCCUAUCUUGUCUCUGGAUCGCGGCCAGAAGCGUGUAGUGAUUGUGUUGAAGAAGCUCAAGCAGAACAUCCAGGAGCUGAACACCUACUACGCUCGUGACACGGCGGGCUUGGACAUUGUUUCCAUCAAGGAAAACUUCGCGUUGCUUACGAAAGAGCUUGAAGAGGCAGAAGCCUACGGCCAAGCGUCCUGGUACGAGUCCCUGGGCUCCAGCAGCCGGCUACUCCUUACGACGAAGCUGACUUCACUCAUUCGGGACUUGAUCGAGACUGCCCGUCCAUUGUUCAACAUUGUGGCAGAAGAGGAUUUUGGACCAAGUCAUUCCGCCAUGAUGAAGCAUAUCAAAACGCCCAUGACGAACGUCGUCGACAGUACCAUCCGCAUGGUGGAGAUGCUAAUCGACGCGUGUGAGGAUGGGUCUGUCAGCAAAGACGAGAAAGCCAAUCUGAAGGCAGAGAUCGACAAGAUGCCAGGCUUGGUGGACGCAUUGCAGCAGAAGGUCAAAGCGGCCCAAGGGGGAGUUGGCAACAAGAAGAUUCAGGAAGAGGUGCUCGGAGAGCAUUAUGUGGUUCUCACGAUCUGCUACCUCGCGCAGAUGGUUCAGGAUCAGUCGAAGUUCUUUAUUAACUACACAGGUCGCGAAGGCUUGAUGGGAUGUGGCAACCCACUCCUGGGCCUGUUCACCUAUGACAAGGGCGACAUAAGGUGGGCGGCAACCGCGACACUUUGUCUCCUUGUCAACUUUUUCAUCGGCUAUCGUGGCUGGUGUGACGACGCCGCCCUCGAAGCGUAUGAAGCCAACCCAACUGGAGAGGCUCCCGUGUGCUUCAUCAACAAGUACACAGCGGGUCUGGCAAACAUCAACGUGAUCCUGAUGUCACGCUACAGUGGAGGCACGCUCAAGGCAGCAUUGGAGCGAGUGGCUGCUGUGGUCUUCGCUUCGGUUGUGGGUCAGAUUGGUUUCGUGGCCCUGGGCUGGUGUGCCGACUUUACGAGGAUGCUUACGGUGGUUGUGGUAUUUUUCGUGACGUGGGGCUUCAUGUACUUCACCUACGAUGGAAGUGAGAGUUCGAAAGGAAUCGCCCAGCGUCUAGCCGCUAUCACGGUCUCGUCUCUCAUGUCCGACUGCUCCGACGAGUCUGGCACCGCGGUUACCUACUCCAGCUCCUACCACUCGCUCAGCGAGAUCAUUCUUGGUGUUCUUGUCAUGACCCUAUUCGACACCUUGUUCGGCGACAAGCCUGCCGCGACGCAGGCGACGUUCCCAGAUGGUGUCUCUUUAGCAAUCUUUCUACCUAUCUUUCUACCUUCUAUCUAUCUGUCUGUCUGUCUCUCUCUCUAUCUGUCGAUCUAUCUAUCUAUCUAUCUAUCUAACUAUCCAUCCAUCUAG